Messenger RNA from Klebsormidium nitens, 2388 nucleotides. Lineage: Eukaryota; Viridiplantae; Streptophyta; Klebsormidiophyceae; Klebsormidiales; Klebsormidiaceae. The record is from the annotation of a GenBank genome assembly.
AAACGUUUGUCUCGUCAGCGAAAGAGAUGAGCACUGACUCUGAGAGAAGCAAGGAGCUGUGGCCCUGAAGCAGAAUACUCAAAGCACGCCACACAAGAAGGCAAGCUCCCCAAUUCAGCACCUCCAUGGUGCAUACAGGAGCUAUAAAAGGAUACUCCUUCCAGGAGUAAUACUGCACAUUCUCGCAAUGCACAAUGAAUCUAAACACGUUGAUGGAGCCCAACCGGUGGCAGCGCAGCGUGAAGCCCUGGCGCAAGCUCGCGUCUGCACCUGCACGCCUUCCGCAGCCUUUUCUGUCUUCGUUACAUCUAGUGGUUGCAAUUCUGCUGACCAUCAAGAUCGCGGCGGUUGUCAGGGAAGACACGCCGUUCAUUGUGGCGUCGACGGCUACUUUUAGCGACAUGUUCCUGGCAGGAGUGCAGAGGCAUGGAGAGAUUGGGCUCUUGUACGAGAUCGACGACUGUGUUGCGUCCAUCAACCGCACCAUCGACACCUACUUCAAACUGCCGCGCACCGGACUUGACGUCUACGACGCACUGAGCACCCCCGUCCAGAUCAACGUCGUCCAGUUUUCGACUAACCCCCGCCGGGCGCUGCCAGACAAGAAGGGCCAGGCGGGCAAGCUCAAGGGGCUCGACUUUCAAACAUGGAGCGGCAACAUCACGUCCCGCAGCGACAGCUGGCUGGACCUGCUGGGCAUCGACGGCGAGCGCAAGCUGCGCGCGUUCUUCAACAGUCUGGUUCAGAUGGAAAUCGUGCUAGUGCUGCGGACGCUGCACCGAGAGCUGGACCACGUGCAGGCGUUCGAUUGGGAGAUCACGGCGCUGUACGAUUUUGUGGGGCGGGGGGGACGGAUCGAGCUGAGCCUGAGCGUGGAUGGAAGCCACGUGCACCAGGACCAGAGCUGGCAUUGGGAGCUGCUGAUGGACAUGCUCCUUGGGGGCCUGGCGCUGUUGUCGGAAUCGUCCGCGUAUCUCCGAGGGGAGUCGCUGCUGUGCUACCUGCGGUCGAGCCGGCAAUGGCGGAGUAACUACAAAUGGCGGGUCGUAACCACGUCCGCUAACGUAACCACGUGGGCCGCUAUCAUACUAGAGGUGGGGGAGUUCAUGGCGUACUCGGGCGAGACCCGGGGCAUCACCGCCAUAUUCACAGGCAUGGCUUGUAUGCUGGCGUGGCUCAAGAUCAUCGAGCACCUGGAGCCGCUUUCUCCGUACAACACGCUCAUUUUGGCGAUGCGCCAGGGGGUUCCCGUUGUACUGGUGUUCCUGAUUGGCAGCACCCCCCUGCUCAUGGGCUUCGCGGGCCUGGGCAUGGCGCUCUUCUCCGAGCACAGCGACAAGUUCUCCUCCCUCAAAAACAGCUGCAUCACUCUGUUUGCGAUUCUGAACGGCGACGUGCUGCUGGAGACGUCGCGCGACAUCCAGGCGGCGGGCAACAUCGGUGACGUGUUCCUCGUCACCUUCGUGUGCAUAUUCGUCUACUCGGGCCUCAACGUCUUCAUCUCCAUCAUUCAAGACGCCUACAGCAGCGCGAAAGAGCAAACCGGACGGUUGUCCCGCCCGUCGAGUGCCGCGGACGUCCGGAGCUGGGAAGGCCUGGAAGGGGGACUGUCCAGAACGGGAUCCGGCGUGGGGGUCACUGCAGUGCAACUUAAUCAGGUGGAAGCUCGGUUACGCGAGCAAAUGGCCGACCUCCAGAAACAGCUGGCAGAAGUGACGGCCCUCCUGAGUUCCGGGAGACAGGCGUUUUCCACCGGGGGGGUCAAGGAGCACGGGGGGGGCUAUUUCAGCGAUGGGGAGACCCCUCGACACAUGCAUCGGCAAGGAGGACACGUGGAUCACGUGGGGGUGUCGAGCUCCUCGCGACAAAAGGGGCUAUGAGAGGACACGAGUCGCGCUUGUAACAUAUAUUAUAAAGGUACGUUAUUGACCGUUUUGAUGUCAUAGAUUUGAGUAACAUAGCGUGCAUACAGCAGGGCAAUGCAGCGGCGUUAGGCAAGUUGAGCACGAGUCGCGCGCGAUUCCUAUCCAGGCCCCGCAGGCAUCGGGCAGAAGUCAAACAAGGUGUAGGCAAGUGAGCGUUAGGCAAGGUGUCAAGCCUAGACAAGACAUUCGCCUGAGGAGAUGGUGACGAGAAUGGUCAUCCAAAGUGUGAAGUGCGUUCAGAACCAGCCCAAACCGGCACAACGAGAGGCAAAAGCGACACACUUAACUAUGAUUAGAUUUGCUACACGUUCACUGCCGUAGCACAAAUAAAAUUUGGGAACUUGACAACAAAUGUAGCCAGGCAGUGUAGCUGAUCUCAUUUCUCAAAGUCUUGUCACGGGACUAAAUGUAGUCAAUCUUCAAGGCCUCACUUGGAAAAUCUGCAUGGCUUACAUGAGCAGUG